Molecule: messenger RNA, 1338 nt
Organism: Acanthisitta chloris (rifleman)
Lineage: Eukaryota; Metazoa; Chordata; Aves; Passeriformes; Acanthisittidae
Gene: INTS14
Product: von Willebrand factor A domain containing 9
Exons: 10
Coding region: 19-1338 (439 amino acids)
Biological process (GO): snRNA 3'-end processing
Cellular component (GO): integrator complex
Source: RefSeq, a predicted model, not a curated record
CAGGAAGCCCUGAGUAACAUGGAUGACUAUGACAAAACCUGUUUAGAGUCGGCACUGCUGGGGGUUUGCAACAUUGUCCAGCAGGAGUGGGGAGCAGGAAUUCCUUGCCAGGUUGUCCUGGUCACCGAUGGCUGCCUGGGGAUCGGCAGAGGCUCCCUGAGGCACUCCCUGGCUACUCACAACCAGCGAAGUGAAAGCAACCGCUUCCCACUGCCCUUCCCCUUCCCAUCCAAGCUGUAUGUCAUGUGCAUGGCCAACCUGGAAGAGCUUCAAAGCACAGAUUCCUUGGACUGCCUGGAAAGGCUCAUUGAUUUAAACAAUGGGGAAGGGCAGAUUUUCACCAUUGAUGGACCCUUGUGCCUGAAGAAUGUGCAGUCUAUGUUUGGAAAGCUGAUAGACCUGGCUUACACACCAUUCCAUGCUGUUCUUAAGUGUGGCCACUUAACUUCUGAUGUGCAAGUAUUUCCCAGACCAGAGCCUUUCAUUAUAGAUGAGGAAAUAGAUCCCAUUCCUAAAGCAAUUAAUACAGAUUUAGAAAUUGUUGGCUUUGUGGAUAUAGCUGACAUUUCUAGCCCUCCUGUCUUGUCCAGGCACUUGGUACUGCCCAUUGCACUCAACAGAGAAGGGGAUGAGGUGGGACCUGGGAUCACCGAUGACACUGAGGAUGAGAAUUCAGCUAAUCAGAUUGCUGGGAAAAUCCCCAACUUCUGUGUUUUACUCCAUGGCAGCCUGAAAGUGGAAGGCAUGGUGGCUGUGGUCCAGUUGGGGCCAGAGUGGUAUGGAAUGCUCUAUUCACAAGCUGAUAGCAAGAAGAAAUCAAACCUCAUGAUGUCACUCUUUGAGCCUGGUCCUGAGCCCCUGCCCUGGCUGGGGAAGAUGGCACAGCUUGGGCCCAUUUCAGAUGCCAAAGAAAAUCCUUAUGGGGAGGAUGACAACAAGAGCCCUUUCCCCUUGCAGCCCAAGAACAAGCGCAGCUACGCGCAGAACGUCACCGUCUGGAUCAAACCAAGUGGCCUCCAGACAGAUGUACAGAAGAUCUUGAGAAAUGCAAGGAAACUCCCUGAAAAAACACAAACCUUCUAUAAAGAACUGAAUCGUUUACGAAAGGCAGCUCUGGCCUUUGGCUUCUUGGAGCUGCUGAAGGGUGUGGCAGACAUGCUGGAGAGGGAGUGCACUCUGCUGCCCGACACGGCUCAUCCCGACGCUGCCUUCCAGCUCACACACGCGGCGCAGCAGCUCAAGGUGGCCAGUACUGGAGCCUCAGAAUAUGCUGCCUAUGAUCACAACAUUGCUCCACUGCAGACAGACUUUUCCAGCAGCAGCACUGAAAGAAUGUGA